Molecule: messenger RNA, 3585 nt
Organism: Colletotrichum karsti
Lineage: Eukaryota; Fungi; Ascomycota; Sordariomycetes; Glomerellales; Glomerellaceae
Exons: 6
Coding region: 1-3585 (1194 amino acids)
Source: RefSeq, a predicted model, not a curated record
AUGGCCGAGGCUACGUCUCCGCAGGCGGAGACGAGUAACGCAGACAUCCAAGAGCAAAAUCCAGAGCACGCAGCAGCCCGGGAACAAGCAGCUCAAGUUGCGCCCAACACAGAGCUGCAGAGCGAACCGCAAAUUGCUGGAGAGUUAUCCGAACAACCGGUCUCUGAUGAGCCCCUAGAAUAUCCUGAAGAGGCAGUCGAUGCUGCGAGUCCGUUGAGCACCGAAGGCUGGAACAAUCGCCAACUCUUCGAGGAGGACCUAAACGAAGCCCUCAAUGACAUCCAGUCACCCGGAACCUUCGCCUCCCUCCACCCCUUAAAGGGACCCCUCGACCCGCAGCUGUUCGUCCCGGACGUGGGCGCCGUCACUCUUCCUCUGCGAGAGGCGGACGCGCGCGGCCUGGUCGAGAAGGCGAGACAGGCACCCUACGGCAAGGGCAGCGACACCGUCGUCGACACGUCGGUGAGGAAUACGUGGGAGCUCGACCCGUCCCAGUUCGAGCUCCGGAGCCCGUCGUGGACGACCGUGCUGCGGCAGCUCACGACGAUCGUGGCGCGGGACCUCGGCAUCAACGCGCCCAUCGUCGCGGAGCUUUACAAGCUCCUCGUUUACGAAAAGGGGGCCAUGUUCAAAGCGCACGUCGACACGGAGAAGAUCCCAGGCAUGUUCGGCACGCUCGUCAUCUGCCUGCCCUCCCCGCACGACGGCGGCGAGGUCGUGGCCAGGCACUGCGGGGAGACGAAGACGCUCAAGACGUCCAAGUACCGAGAGGGCUCGUUCGCGGCGUGGUAUUCCGACGUCUCUCAUGAGGUCCGUCCCGUCACGUGGGGUUACCGCGUCGUUCUGACCUAUAACCUCGCCCUCGACCCGUCGAAACCGGUCCCCUCCGCCGGGCUGCGGCGGACGGAGACUCGAAAGCUGCGGCACACCCUGAGGAGGUGGCUCAGCGGCGGCGCGGGCGAGUGCGAGUCGGACCACGUGUUUUACAGGCUCGACCACGAGUACUCCGAGGCGAACAUCUCCAAGGCGGCGAUGAAGGGACGAGACCACGAGCUGGUCCAGGUGCUGGACGAUCUCUCGACCGAGCUGGAGUUCGAUAUCUUUCUGGCCGGCCUGGAACGCCGAGAGGAGGGCUCCGUGGAGUACUACGGCGAGAAGUAUAAUGGCUAUCGGUACCGCAAUGAUUACUCGGACGAAGAGGAUGGCUGGGACGACGAGGAUGAAGGAUGGCAUGAAUUACAGGAGGUAUUCAUGGAAGAAGAGCGUGCCAAAUUCAUCGUUGGCACGAACGGCCGGCCUGUUCUGCGAGAUGUUAGGCUGGAGGAGGAUCGGUUCCUUGACAGCGAAACUUUCUUUCAGGACGGUGAUCAGGAGGAGGAUUAUCAAGGAUUCAUGGGGAACUCGGGCCCCAGCGCUACUCAUUGGUACCGUGUCACCGCUGUUCUGCUCGUGCCACGAGUGAAGGUGGUUUCGUUCCUCCGAUCCCACCUUGAUGAGGGAAAGAACCAUCGUCUCUACUCCGACGGGUACGUUUCCAAGGGAGAGAUGACCAACCAGCGUCUAGUCAUCAGCUACUUGACGAGUUCAGCUUUGAGACCGGGUCCCGCUCAAGCUUCUGCUCUCCAGGCGUUGCGAGAUAUUUGGAAUGAGACCAUCUGUAAGCCGAAGUCGAAAGUGACUCUAGGUGAUGAUGACCUGGUCAAGUUGCUUCAGGGCGCUGUGCAGCUGAGGGAGUGGGGUUUCUUCAAAGAAAUCGCCGCUGAACCUCAUGGCCUCAUAAUCUCCGAGUUCUACGAAUGGCUGGGCAAGCAGGUCGAGGAAGGCAAGGUAUCUUUUCAAGACGUCAAGCAUGGUAUGACCACCAUGAUACUCGGCUGCAGCACAUACUCGACGCGUUUCCACAGGAUCGAGUGUUUUGUGCCAAGCACCUCACCGAUCUUGACCGACGAAGUCCGUGAAUGGGUGCUUGACACCCUGUCCAAGGGCUUGGCAACCUCAUCCCUGUGUGGUUAUUUCCACGGAUCGGAUGGUCUGAAAACCAUAGUCACCGCCAGACGAUAUGCCGACUUCGCCUGGCUGACCUCCACUGCUGUUCCUUUGAUCGAAAAUCAUCUCAACAUCCCAGCCUUUGCCCUCGACUUUCUCCAGGGUCUCUUCUUGCUCACCAAGGCCAAGGUUUUUCCUGUGCAAGAAGGCGUCCAGCUUUUUAAACGUCUCGCCAAGGAUGUCAUUUCUAAACUCGACUUCAAGACGGUCUACGGCGACAGGCCGGAAGAGAAGAACAUGCAACCAAAGGACCGCAAGCACAUCUCCGGUCAUCUCGGACCAGACGCCGAGUACGACUGCAGCCUCGACAUCAACCCCGACACCUUGGCAAACUUCUUCUCCUACCUGAUCAAGAUGAGCUCGCCCCCGCGAGAUGAUCUGGUGAUGCCCCUCGCAUUGAAGCUCGUGGGCCACGCCCCGCACAUGAAAUGGAACGACUUCCACCCCCUCUGGAUCCCCUUCCUGAAGGAACUCAUCCCCGUCCUCGAGUCCCACAACAUACCGCUCACUACUCCCCGUUACCAACAAAUAUUCGGCGCCAUCCUCGAGGCCUACGCCGCGGCGUACGUCGGCACCAAGCCCGCGCAGGGCGUCUCCAGCGAUCGCACCGUGCCGAACUGCCAUUGCCAAGACUGUCUUGUGCUCAAUAGAUUCCUCCAGGACCCGAACCAACGCCAAUGCAGGUUUCCCGUCAGCAAGAGGAGACGUCACCAUCUCCAUCAGCAGAUCGACUCAUGGCAGAUCGAAUGCUCACACGCGAGCGAUCGAAGCGGCGUCCAGGACACGCUGGUGGUGAGGAAGUUGAGGCCGAACCCCGAAGCCAUCUGGAACGCGCGAAGGGAGGAGGCCGGCGAGCAGAUGCAGGAGUUCGAUCAGAUGAAGCUGGGACUGUUGUUGGGGAACGACUACCCCCGUAUCAUGCAGCUUCUGUGGGAUAGGCCGGUGAAUCUGGCUCCUGGCCGCGGCGGCGUGACUUACAUGCCGGCGCCUGUUCAAGCGCAUUCGGCAGCUCCGGCAAACCCACCGCCUCAGGCACGCCCAGCAGGGCUAUCACAUAUUCCUCCGCCUCCGAUGCAGCAGCCGGUUUCAACAUACGGACUGGGCCCGAAUCGGCACCCCGGACAGGCACCGCCGGGUCACCCGAUGGGUCCUACGGGGUGGUUCGACUUCCCCAAUGACAAGCCGUUUCCCACAGCACCCCCGGGCCGCUUCGGAGUGUAUCCUCCGAAGAACGCGGUCCCGCCACCGACGAUCCACAUGCCGCCAGGCGUACCAGAACCAAGGCUCCCCGGCGGAGGCGGGCCUGCUCUGUCUUCGAUGCCUACCAUGCCGAACCAGAUGCCCGGUCAAGGACCGAUGUUCGGCGGCAGACCCGGCCACUUCUCCGCCCCGCCGCCCGGAGGGCCUCUUGCGCAGAUAGGGGGCAAUGCCGGUGGCCCGCCUCAGGGAACUUUGCCCAACAUCAGCAGCGCGGGCUUGCCUCAGCCCGUCGCGGGAACGAAGCGUAAAGCGGAGCACGAGGUUAUCGAUUUGACUUGA